AUGGUCCACAAAAAUCGUUCUUCCCGCAAAUCAUGCCCCGUCAUGGAUGUCAGCCCAUUACGUCAUUCAUUAACUGCUUCAGUCAAUAAAUAUGAAUUGUCAUCUAGUCCACGCAUUGGCUAUAAACUAGAGGUGCCAACCCGUCCCUUGGGUAGCUCUGGAUCUUCAUCGAAUCAAUGGCAUUACAAUAACAUGAUCAUGAACAAUCGUCAAGAGUUCAAUAAUUUACAUUUCUGCUAAAACAUUUCAUUGGUGUUCGGCAAUCUUCGUACAUUAAUUUAAAUAAUAAAUGAAAUAAUAAUCGUUUGAUAAAAAAA
Messenger RNA from Lucilia cuprina (Australian sheep blowfly), 317 nucleotides. RefSeq lists its product as uncharacterized. The record is from RefSeq and is a predicted model, not a curated record. NCBI's taxonomy places the organism in Eukaryota, Metazoa, Arthropoda, Insecta, Diptera, Calliphoridae. The transcript has a single exon. The coding region runs from base 1 to 240 and encodes 79 amino acids.